Messenger RNA from Clupea harengus (Atlantic herring), 1802 nucleotides. It is a transcript of the gene nme7, whose product is annotated as NME/NM23 family member 7. The transcript has 7 exons. Gene Ontology annotation, molecular function: nucleoside diphosphate kinase activity; ATP binding. Gene Ontology annotation, cellular component: axonemal microtubule; centrosome. Lineage: Eukaryota; Metazoa; Chordata; Actinopteri; Clupeiformes; Clupeidae. The record is from RefSeq and is a predicted model, not a curated record. Gene Ontology annotation, biological process: GTP biosynthetic process; CTP biosynthetic process; UTP biosynthetic process. Bases 972 to 1787 code for a protein of 271 amino acids.
AGAUUUAACUAUGUCUGUGUUGAGUUUGCAGGAUGUCCUCCUCCAACGCAUUGACAAGUUUAGUGUAAUUCAGACAUUACUGUAUGGUAACAUUUUGUAGGAUACGUCGCCAAGUUAGUAUAACUAUUAGCUAACAUUAACUGGCAACGUUGUUUGGUUGCUGUUUGUGUUUCAGGCAAUGGAAUGCACUGACAUGAAUCUAUAUAACCUAAAAUGUGCUAAUUAAGCUAUUAAGAGUUAAAUCGUUAAAAUAUUACACAUUUAGCAAUGAGAAUUAAUUUGUUUUGAAACAGAUUUUGGGAACUAGGAUAUCCUAGCGAUAGCUGGCUUGACACAUUGUAGAUAGCUAACAUUAGUCAUAUUGUAAGCUGAAAACUAACUUUAAAUUACUCUGCAACCUUAAUAGCUAGGUAGCUAACUAGCCAUUUGCCUUAACCCGGCUCAUUAUAAGCAGUUGCAUCUUGGUAUCCACUGACUGGCAGACUUGACAUCAUUCAGUAGUUAACCUAUGAAAGUUACAAGCAACAACAUAUGCUACAUAGCAUACGAUGGCUAUCCAACGUUAUGCUACGUACCUCAACGUUAACAUUACACAGGGGCAUAUCAACUAGCUAAACUACCGCGGAGCUGUGAAAUGCAUUCAUUUGGAAUGAUUUAAUAAGUGUGCAACGUGAUGUAUGAUAACCAGGCUACCUAGAAAUUGAGCUACUUAUUGACACAGUGAGGCAUAACACACCAUGUUCUGUUCAUAUCCAUAUUGCACCACUAGAUGUCAGGGUUAGCAUAGUCUAUUGGCCCUCAGCCUGACAAUUCACCCUUUGCAUUGCUAAGAGGGUUUAUGCAAUUUAUCUUUUCAUUGCUAGGAAUGGAAUAUUGCUAUUUUCACGAGCAUCACUUACUGUUGUAAUAUUUUGUUUUCCAUGUUGUGAUAUCACUGAUGAGCAUGGCUGGUCUAAUGCACUGUUCCAUCCAUGCAUUUCUCAAAGGAUUCUGAUGAGCGCUUCGCCUUCCUGGCCGAAUGGUACGACCCCAGUGCCGCACUCCUGCGGCGCUACCAGCUGCUGUUUUACCCCAAAGACGGCACCGUGGAGAUGUUUGACGUGAAGAACCAGCGCAUCUUUCUGAGGAGAACGAAGUACGACGAGCUUCACCAGGAAGACCUUUUCGUAGGCAACCGCAUUAAUGUGUUCUCCCGACAGCUUAAUCUGAUUGGCUACGGGGACCAGUACACAGCUAACAAACUGGGCAGCAAAAAAGAAAGGACAUUGGCCAUGAUCAAGCCGGAUGCAGUCACCAAAAUGGGAGAUAUAAUACAGUUGAUAUAUGAAGCCAACCUUAUCGUCACGAAAGCCAAAAUGACAAAGUUGACAUGGAAGCAGGCGGCAGACUUUUACACGGAACAUCAGUCAAAGUCUUUUUUCAAUAACCUGCUGCAGUUUGUGACCUCUGGUCCGGUCAUUGCCAUGGAGCUGAUGGGCGAUGAUGCCGUUUCUGCCUGGAGGAAGCUUCUUGGCCCGACGGACUCCGGCGUGGCACGGAAAGAGGCGGCGUCCAGCCUCCGUGCCCAGUUCGGCACAGAUGGCACCAAGAAUGCCGCGCAUGGUUCUGAUUCCCUGGCCUCUGCUGCGAGGGAACUGGAGUUUUUCUUCCCAUCGACCGCUGGUCAUGGUCCCUGCAACACAGCAAAAUACACAGACAGCACAUGCUGUGUAAUCAAGCCACACGCCGUCUCAGAGGGUAAGGAGCAUCUCCACUCCCCGAAACCCACCCUCACCCCACUGACCUGACCUCUGACCUGAGUC